This is a messenger RNA of Mercurialis annua (annual mercury), 1923 nucleotides long. RefSeq names its product cytochrome P450 CYP749A22-like. The coding region runs from base 19 to 1563 and encodes 514 amino acids. The record is from RefSeq and is a predicted model, not a curated record. Gene Ontology annotation, molecular function: iron ion binding; heme binding; oxidoreductase activity, acting on paired donors, with incorporation or reduction of molecular oxygen. The transcript has 5 exons. Lineage: Eukaryota; Viridiplantae; Streptophyta; Magnoliopsida; Malpighiales; Euphorbiaceae.
AUUGUACAAAAAACAAUUAUGGGAAACUUAAUAGUUUAUCUUUCAACCACUGUUUGUUUAUUCUUAAUUUCAUUUCUGAUCAGGUUAUUUGAGAAAUUAUGGUGGACUCCGAUUCGUAUACAAUCCAUGCUAAGAUCACAAGGAGUAUCAGGCCCUGCUUACAGAUUCUUCCAUGGAAACACCAAUGAAAUUAUCAGUUUGGAAAAUAAUGCCUCAAAAACUCCUGCAGAUUUAUCACAUCACCUCUUGGUCCCUACCUUAUUGCCACACUUUCAUCAUUGGAUCAAACUUUAUGGUAAGAAUUUCCUGACAUGGCAUGGUCCUCGAGCAUACUUUGUAGUAACAGAACUUGACCUGAUUAAAGAGAUACUAGUUACUGAUAAGCAUGGAACGUUCCUCAAACAAGAACCCGACGGCUACGCAAAGAAGCUUUUCGGAGAUGGAACCGUAACAAGUAACGGAGAGAAAUGGUCGAAGAUGCAUAAGCUAGCCAAUCACGCAUUCCAUUCCGAGUCCUUGAAAGGAAUGAUUCCAGCUAUGAUUGCAAGUACAGAAAUUAUGCUCGAAAAAUGGAAAUACAACGAUGGCAAAGAGAUCGAAGUAUUUGAAGAAGUUAAGAUUUUAACUUCAGAAAUAAUUUCAAGGACUGCUUUUGGAAGCAGCUACGUAGAAGGAAGGCAUAUAUUUGAUAUGCUAGUUCGGUUGAUUGUUGUUAUGGUCAAAAACAAGCAUAAUGUCACAAUUCCUGGAACCGGAAACCUUCUGAAAACAUCAGAUGACAUUGAAACAAACAAGCUAGAAUACGAGAUACACAAACGCUUCAUAAAUUUGAUAAAGAAAAGAGAGGACGAAGCUAUCACGGGACAAGUGGAUGGAUUCAGAAGUGAUUUUCUUGGACUACUGUUGAAGUCGCACCAUGACAAUGGUAUUGCCAAGAAGAUAACAGUGAAUGAGCUGAUUGAUGAGUGCAAGACUUUCUAUGUCGCCGGACAUGAAACAACUUCGAGCUUACUCACCUGGAUUCUUCUACUUCUAGCCAUUUAUCCCGAUUGGCAAGAUAAGGCCAGGCAGGAAGUGCUUGAAGUAUUUGGCCACCAACAUCCAUGCUCUCAAGGCCUCACAAAACUGAAGAUCGUGAGCAUGAUUAUCAACGAAACUCUGCGACUAUAUCCGCCGGUUGUAAACAUAAGAAGAGAUACAGCAAGGCAAGUAAAGAUAGGGAAGUUGAUUCUCCCUGCGAAUAUUUUAAUUGAGAUUCCAAUUCUGGCAAUUCACCACAAUCCUGAAAUAUGGGGACAAGAUGCUCCCGAAUUCAAGCCGGAGAGAUUUGCAGAAGGCAUAGCGAAAGCUACAAACAACAAUGUAGCAGCCUAUCUUCCAUUUGCUUUGGGACCAAGAAAUUGUGUGGGUUCAAACUUUGCAAUUACAGAGACGAAAAUUGCACUCUCCAUGAUUCUGCAACGCCACAGCUUCUCCCUGUUGAAAUCUUAUGUUCACUCGCCUGUUUCACUUCUCACCAUGUAUCCACAACAUGGGCUACCGUUAAUUGUCCAAAAUCUGUAGAUUACUUCUCUGUGUUAAUCUGUAAUAUAUAGGUCUCAUAAAAUGAUGGGUCGAUAGACUUUUGUAGUGCAUGGUGUUUAUUUUACUUUUUUUUUAUCUGAUUAUGAGGUGUCCUGAACAGGUUCCAACUAUAAAACGGCACCUUUAAGCCUUCCACAUUCAGACUAAUCCCCACUCGAGCCGGGUAGGUCUCUUACGGGAGGUAAAGCUGUGACUUCAAAUUUUAAACGGCUGCAUACACGAGUACGGUUCGAACCCGCGACCUCACUUAUCUUAGAAGAGCGUCUUACCAACUCAUUAUUAGCCUUGGGGUUUUAAUUUUACUUUUGGAUUAGUAAUAACUUUUUUGUAAAAUUUUCA